ACCGUUUUCCCCAUCCCUUCCUAUUAUUCUUAUUCUUUUGAGUAUUCUUCAUUGUCAAGCCGCCAAAGUGGAGAGUGUGAUUGCAGAAGGGGGUGCUUCUCGUUUCAGUGCUUCUUCGGGGGGAGGAGGUGGUAGGAGUGCACCUCAGCACUAUCCCAAGACUGUCGGCAACAGCGAGUUCCUGGGGAAAACCCCAGGGCAAAGCGUUCAGAGAUGGGUUCCUUCACGAAGCACUAGACGAGAUGUCAACUCCAGCAACGAAAAAGAGCGACACGAUGCAAUCUUCAGGAAAGUGAGGGGCAUACUCAACAAACUCACGCCUGAGAAGUUUGACAAGCUAUGCCUUGAGCUCCUAAACGUGGGCGUAGAUUCAAAACUCGUCCUUAAAGGAAUCAUCUUGCUGAUUGUAGACAAAGCCCUAGAAGAGCCGAAGUAUAGCUCGCUCUAUGCUCAGCUAUGUCUGCGCUUGGCAGAGGACGCACCAAACUUUGAUGGCCCUUCAUCUGAGAUCCAAACAUCCCAAAAGCAGAGCACAACCUUCAGAAGACUGCUGAUUUCCAAACUUCAAGAUGAAUUUGAAAACCGCGCCAGAAAUGUUGAAAUCUAUGACAAACAUGACAACCCUCUUACUUCUGAAGAGGAGGAGCAGCGUGCCAUUGCCAAGAUCAAGAUGCUUGGCAACAUUAAAUUCAUCGGGGAACUUGGCAAGCUCGACCUCAUCCACGAAUCUAUCCUUCAUAAGUGCAUCAAAACACUUCUGGAAAAGAAGAAGAGAGUUCAGCUCAAGGAUAUGGGGGAGGAUCUGGAGUGCCUCUGUCAGAUAAUGAGAACAGUGGGGCCGAGACUCGACCAUGAGAAAGCAAAGUCUUUAAUGGAUCAGUACUUUGGCCGUAUGCGAUCCUUAAUGAACAACAAGGAGUUGCCUGCUAGGAUCCGCUUCCUGCUGCAAGACACAGUGGAACUGCGAGAAAACAACUGGAUCCCCCGCAAGGCUUUCAUUGACAACGGACCAAAGACGAUUAACCAGAUCCGUCAGGAUGCAGUGAAAGUGAGUCAGGAUUUGGGUGUUUUCAUCCCAGCACCCAUGUCUCAGGGGAUGAGGAUGGACUUCUUCCUGGAAAGCCCCUUCAUACCCAACAGAGUGAAACUGGACAGGGAGACUCUCGGGGGAUUGGCCGACAUGUUUGGACAGAUGCCAGGCAGUGGGAUUGGAACUGGUCCGGGGGUUAUUCAGGAUAGGUACUCGCCCACUAUGGGACGCCAUCGCACCAACCCGCUCUUCAACGGCCACGGUGGCCACAUCGCCCCUCAACCACAGUCACAGUUCGACAUGGGGCCAAAGUCUUUUGUUAAGUCCAACCAGGUUCAGAACCAGCAUUUCCUCAACCAGAACCAGAACCAUAUGGCCCAGCAGCAGGUCCAGUCCAAGGACAUGCCUCCACGUUUCAGCAAGAAAGGACAGCUAAAUGCAGAUGAGAUCAGCCUCAGGCCUGCUCAGUCAUUCCUCCUCAACAAGAACCAGGUACCCAAGCUCCAGCCCCAGAUCCCCACCAUGAUGCCUCCCAGCGCCCAGCCUCCUCGAACUCAAACCCCACCUCUGGGACAGCCUCCACAGCUUGGCCUGAAGACCAACCCUCCGCCCAUCCAAGAGAAACCUCAGAAGACGAGCAAGAAACCACCUCCUGCCAGGGAGGAACUGCUUAAAAUGACUGAGGCGAUCAUGACGGACUACUUCAACAGUAAGAACCUGACUGAGGCUGUAAGCGGUGUGCGCGAGAUGAGGGCUCCCAAGCACUUCCUGCCAGAGAUGCUGAGUAAGAUCAUCGUGUGUUCCCUGGACCGUCCUGAUGAGGAUAAGGAGCACGCGAGCACUCUGAUCCACACACUUCGCACCGAGGGCCUCAUCACUGGAGAGAACUUCAUGCAGGCUUUCCUCAACGUCCUGGACCAGUGCCCUAAGAUCGAGCUGGACGUGCCCUUGGUGAAGUCCUACCUGGCCCAGUUUGCAGCCCGGGCCAUCAUUGCGGAGCUGGUGAGCGUGGCGGAGCUGGCUCACCCCCUGGAGAACGGCACCCACUUCCCCCUCUUCCUGCUUUGCCUGCAGCAGACGGCCAAGCUGAAGGACCGCGAGUGGCUCACCGACCUCUUCCAGCAGAGCAAGGUCAACAUGCAGAAGAUGCUCCCAGAAAUCGAUCAGAACAAGGACCGCAUGCUGGAGAUCCUGGAGGGGAAGGGCCUGAGCUUCCUGUUCCCGCUGCUGAAGCUGGAGAAGGAGCUGCUGAAGCAGAUAAAGGCAGACCCCUCUCCACAGUCCAUAUACAAGUGGAUUAAAGACAACAUCUCUCCCAAGCUCCACACUGACAAAGGUUUUGUCAACAUCCUCAUGACCAGUUUCCUCCAGUACAUCUCCCUGGAGCUGUGCAUGGCGGAGAGCGACGAGCAGCUUGCGGCUCCCUCCAAAGAGCAGCUGGAGCAGGAGAAACAGCUGCUGCUGGCCUUCAAGCCCGUCAUGCAGAAGUUCCUGCACGACCAUACCGAGCUGCAGGUCAGCGCUUUGUACGCCCUGCAGGUGCACUGCAACGCCAGCGCGUUCCCUAAAGGCAUGCUGCUGCGCUAUUUUGUCAACUUCUACGACAUGGAGAUCAUUGAAGAAGAAGCCUUCCUUGCAUGGAAAGAAGACAUUACCCAAGAAUUCCCUGGAAAAGGAAAGGCCUUAUUCCAGGUCAACCAGUGGCUCACCUGGCUGGAGACGGCGGAGGAGGAGGAGUCAGAAGACGAAGCCGAUUGAGGAAACCAAGCAGAAGCACCCUGACGUAGACCUCAUCUUAUCGUUACAGUCGCCUUUCCUUUAUUAUUAAACUCCAUGCUUAAUUUAACCACUACCACCUGGCAGUCAGCUGCUUCUGUCUUGCAAAUAUAAACCGAAAGCUUGUUACCAGUAGGGCCUCAUGUGUUACCACCCGUACCGUGACGAUAGGAUGAGAAGCAUCAUUUGACCUGUUGCCUAAUGGAAGUUUGAUUUUGGAUCUGUGUCCUGAUCAGCUACAUGAAUUCUGAAGUCUGGAGUGGCUCAACCAUGUGUUUUUUUUUUUUUUUCUUUUUGCUCUGACUGUGUUGAGUUUGUAACUUUUUUUUUUUUUUCACUGUAUUGCAUGUUUUUCCAUUUCCACUCGAUUCUUACUGAUUUGAACCCCCCCACCCCAAAAGUGAAACAAGUGCUCCUUUUUGCUAAUGCUAGUUAAAGACACAAGACCAUUAACAAAAAGGUUUUUGUCAGUGACAUGCUUUGUGAUCUUCUGUAAGGGCCCGGCCUGGAUUUCUUUCCAUCAUGCUCAUGUGAUCCUUAAAAAAUCAAAGACUGUGAUAUUCAGCCUUUGUUUUAGAAAGUAUAAUGAAUGGCAAGGGGGCCCACUGAAGUGAGAGUGGAGCAUAAGCUGGCAAGACUUCUUCUAAAUGAAUUAAGGUGCGUGUUAAGUCGACCUAAAAACCAAUCCCUUUUUUUUUUUUUGUGAACUCUCCCCUAUCAGGAGAUCCCCCCCCCCCUUUUUUUUAGUUAACUGUCCCCUUUUUGUUGUCUUUUAUUACAUGAGUGGUUGCAAUACUCAUUAUCCUCCAAAUGUUACAAUAUUUAAAAGUUGUAAUCAUUGGUGUGCCGCCGUAAACGUUUCAAAGUUGCCUGUGUUUCUACCUCUUAGUUAGAUGGGCUUUUGUUUGUUUGUUUUUGUGCUGGGAUAAUGAAAUCUAAGAAGAACCUAGAUCCCAAGCACAUGCUGAAGUAUUUGAUUUAGUCCUGGCCUAAUUGCACGAUAAAUUUACUGAAGCAGUCUUUUCCUACAAAGCUUCACACGGUUUACAAAUAUUGUUUGAGAACAAAACAAAAGCUUGUUUUUAUUAAUUCGACAGCUCAGCAUCCUCUUUGAAAAAUGUACUGUAAGAUGCGGGGGGUUUCCUCUCGUCCAGUGACGGUGCAAAUGUGGCCUGUUAGGAUAAAAAAACGAGUACAUUUUGUUUUUCUUAAAUUGGCAAAAGAAAAGCCUUUAUAUAAGUUAAUCCCCCUCCUCCCCCUUACUAAAAUAAGUCUAACAGCAAAAUAAAUAAUAAGCAACGCUAAGAAACAACUUUUAGCCAAGAACUGUAAGGCAAUGGAUUUGGAUUAAAUUGUAAGCUAUUCAAAAAUAUUGUGCACCUCCUAUUGCUUUAAUGUCAAUAAAGUCCAGUACAUGAGCACCAAAA
Molecule: messenger RNA, 4233 nt
Organism: Morone saxatilis (striped sea-bass)
Lineage: Eukaryota; Metazoa; Chordata; Actinopteri; Moronidae
Gene: eif4g2b
Product: eukaryotic translation initiation factor 4, gamma 2b
Exons: 20
Coding region: 671-2788 (705 amino acids)
Cellular component (GO): eukaryotic translation initiation factor 4F complex
Molecular function (GO): mRNA binding; translation initiation factor activity; protein binding
Source: RefSeq, a predicted model, not a curated record